AUGUGUUCGCAGCCUUCUGGCUUCGCAUCGCAGACAGACAGAAGAUCUCUCCUCUAUCCCCUCAACCAUCCAUGCCGUGCAGGGGAUCCAGCCAAGCUGACAACAGUUGCUGCACAGAAGGGUCGGAACACCGCACAACGACUAUUCCCACCAGUGUCAAGAGAUCCUGCCGCCAAGCGAGGUACUCCUGUAAUUGGGCUGACUCCAUACUCACCGUACAUCCAUCUUGAAUUGCAGCGGCCCCGAAGAAUCCAGCAUGGAAUUAAGCUGCAAGCUUUAUUGGACUUCGGCCAGUUCCCUGUCUCGGCGUACACUCGCUCCCUGUUGCAGACUCAACCUAGUAUGGCUGCAGCCCAAGGGAAUCCAGCAUAG
Molecule: messenger RNA, 372 nt
Organism: Pelobates cultripes (western spadefoot toad)
Lineage: Eukaryota; Metazoa; Chordata; Amphibia; Anura; Pelobatidae
Source: the annotation of a GenBank genome assembly